Molecule: messenger RNA, 7479 nt
Organism: Aspergillus terreus NIH2624
Lineage: Eukaryota; Fungi; Ascomycota; Eurotiomycetes; Eurotiales; Aspergillaceae
Product: putative ubiquitin C-terminal hydrolase
Exons: 11
Coding region: 1-7479 (2492 amino acids)
Biological process (GO): protein deubiquitination
Cellular component (GO): nucleus; cytosol
Molecular function (GO): cysteine-type endopeptidase activity; cysteine-type deubiquitinase activity
Source: RefSeq, a predicted model, not a curated record
AUGGCAGCUGCCCCGCUAGAGAGCUCUAGCACCCCGCCUGACGCUAUAUCGAUCGACUCGACGCGUCCCUCCGGCGAUUCCAUGGAAGACAUCGAUCCUCAAUCUACCCGAAAACGUCCUCGUCUCGACAGUGGCAGUGGUGCACUGGAGACUUUGUCUACCGAUGACCCGUCUCGUUCUCGCACGUCCGAACCGACCCCGGAUGCUCCUGCCAUGACCGAUAAAGAAGAGCCCCAAAUUCCUUCGUCCUCCCGGCCCGCCAGCCGAGUGACAAUCAACAUGAAAUCCCCUCCGACUGAAACCCCUGCCUCUGGCCUCGAAGAUCCCUCCGACCACCCCAGUGCGACGCUUCCUGCCGCUUCCCCCGACGAGAGCGGCGCGCGGCCUUCCAACGCUAUCUCGGUUUCCUCUUCGCGCACACAGAGCCCAGAGAUCGAGGUCGCCGAACUCGAGGAUAUGGAUCAGGAUCCAGGUACAUCAAACUGGCGAUCGCUGGGCGAGGCGUUGCGGGAUCCCGAGGUCGUGCAGCUCCACGAGCAACAGUCGCUAAUCGACACGUUUCCCCGGCUUCGGCAGGACAUAGACGCCACGGAGAACCUGGAGGAGAUUGCGGCGAUCCUGGAAAAAGGUCCUCCGCAUGACUCGACGGUCUUUUUCGCGGUCAAAACAUGGCUUGAGGAUGUCGCGCAUAAUUUGGACCAACUGUCGUAUGCGGUGCUGCUGGAAGACAGGGCGUUCUGGGAAGGUGUUCCACUGCUGACCGAGAGUCUGCUCCGCCGAACACAAGACUUCCAGGUCGAUGGCAACCAGGAUCUUUGGAUAUUAUUAGAGGAGUUUUUCCUCAGCCAUGCUCAAAUCACGAUCCACAUGAUGUGCCUGGAUGUCAUCAUUCUGCGACAAUUAGCCGAAGAACCGGAACUCCCAGUGCCUGAUUUAUUCUCAAGGGGCUACUUGUCAUCACUCGGCUGGACAUUACAGCUAACCGCCAUUCCUCUGUUCCGUGCUAUGGAGCGAUUUCAUGGGCCCGGUGUUGGGAAUCUAGUCGUUCGACUGGGUGAUCAGCUUCUGGUGCCUCCCUUCAACCUCAUCAAACGGCUAGCUGAUCUUGCCCUCUAUAUACUGGCCCUCGUCCCACGGGAACCCCAGUUGUCGUCGCCUCUAGGAUCGAUAGUGACGACGCUACACAAUCUGGCGGAGUCGUGGAGUGAGCGGAAGAAAUUCGAAGUGGAUGAAACCACAGCAGACUCCUCCCCAGCCUACUUGGAAUUUGCGAAAGCAGCCUACGACUUGAUCCGGGUUAUUGACGACAAGUACCAGGCGCAUAUCACUAAAAAAUCGCCGUGGGUCUCCAGCGAUGUCAGUGAGUCGAUGAUUCGUGUCAUAUCUUGGUUCUAUCUUUGCCUGUGCCAUUGCGACUCGACGUUUGUACAGCAAAUUGCCCAGGAUCUUUCGAUCGGCCUGCCAGAGAAUAUACCUGUGGACACAUACCCAUCCAUCCUCUACUACGGUUGGAAGUUCAUGACCCUAAAGAAGCAUAUUACUGAGGGUCGUAUGGAGCUCAGAGUCCACGGGAUAGAGUCCAUGCAAAUGGAACUAGUCAACGUGUGGAGACAGCAUAUUCAGCAUAAUCCCGCUGGCACCGAGGACCCAGUUGUUCAAUACCUCCUGGGAUUCCUGAGGGAAAAUGAAAUUCUUCAGUACAUUGUGGGGGUCGACUCUCAUCCUCAGUUGAUCAGCAGGAGUGGAAACAUUCUUGGUUUCUUGGUUGUUACUUCGACAUAUACAGAUGCUGACACAGACAUCAUCUGGAAGACGGUUACGGAAAGUCCGGACGCCAGAAUGGUGUCUGAAGUGUUAGGGAUGCUCACUAGAACGUUCAGUAUGCACGUUUCGUCUUCUCCAGCUUUGCUCUAUCUGUGCGCCAAAGUAUUGGACCUUCCGCUUUUCCGGUUCGAUCCCCGGAUGGUGGAGUUCUGUGAGCAACUUCUUCACCAUGUUCGCGACAAGCAUGGGGAUGAGUCAGAUGUAGAUGCCAUCCCACUACGUCUAUGUGUCCGUCUAAUUCGAGAGAGUGCUGCGGCCGAGGAUAUCAGCGUCGAACAGAAGGCGCUUGUCCAGAAGUUUGCCAGCACGCAACUGAGCCUGUUCAUGAAUGUUGGGCUCAGUGAAAUGGAUAAGAUGGAGACAUAUGAGCGUUGCAUCCAAGAUGUUGCUGAAAUGAACCAGUUCGUUGUCGGCAGCAUUCAAGCUUUGAAUGCGUUACUUCCUCCGCACGACUCCCAGGAAAUACAGAGACUGGCUAUGGAUUUCGACUUAGCGCGCUUGGUGAUCGCUGAAUUAGCCCAUACCGUGGAAACGAACAAGACGGACUUCAGUGACCCAUUUUCUAAGAAUGGAUUUCUAUCGCGCAUUCAACUGCUGGCCCGCGUCAUUGAUAAGGUCCCUGAGUACAUUACCGAGGACCUAAGCGACUUGCUCUGGUGGAAGAUCUUCAUGUCGAAGACACUCGUCCCAUUUGGCAGAAGAGCCUUAUGGGAUACGUUGUGUGGUCUCACCAGUCACGGAGGCAAGAGAAACCCGUUCAUUGAGCGUUGCAUUCACAGCUAUCUCCCCAAAGUGUCUCCAUCUGACUACUCUCCCGAUGUCCUCGCCUUUGCUAAGCAAACCAUCAACUACGAAGUGCGUUUCGAUCCCCCGCCGGUAGUGGACGAGAAUGAGGUGAUAUCAGUUCCGGGUAUUGAACGCAUAUGGACGUUCAUUUUGACUGCUCCACCGGGUUCGAUCGAGACGGAUGCAACCAGAUUCGCUAUAGAGAUCUACCUUGACCAUGGUAUGAUCCGUCGGUCGCCGAAAUCAGCUAUCGAGGCCACCCAUAUCGCACUAGUCGACCGCUGCGUAGAUCAGCUGAAAUCUGCCGCAUCCAAGCUGAAGUCAUCAGAUACCGAUUCCAUGAAUGAGACUAGCGCGGACGAACUACGAUUCAGUCGUUCCCUGCUCUUUCUCCGCCAAUUUCUCCAAGGCCUGCGGAGCCGUCCCCAGUACAGCCCCCCGCAAGGGCCACCCCCUGGGCUGCCUGGUAAAGGCGAUCUCGUUGACAUUCGUUACCAAGCCUUUGAUGGCAAUGGGCAGUCAACAGUUAGGUCAUUGCGCAUCGGCGAUCUAUCUACAGCUGCCGAGCUGGUUGAGAAAUUUGCCCAGCUUACAGGAUUCUCCAAGUUUAACACAAUCUUCGCUGGACGACGAGUAAACCUACUUGAGAAUCCUAACCUGACUGUUCGAGAAUUGAAACUUACCUCUGGAUUGGUGCUGGUUCAGAAAGAUCCUGACAGCCGCCAGGUGGCUCUAACAGGUCGUCGCCAGUCAUUGACCCCAGUGGAUUCUGAAGUUUUGAAACAUUUCGACGACCUUUACGACCUUCUUGAACUUGAAGAUCAUCUCGCGCGAGAGAUCUACGACUUCCUUGUCGUUUUCCCGCCCCAGGAAAGAGUCUUGCAGCUGGUCAAGUCGAUAGAUAAAACUGCGGACGAUAUGUUUCCAAUGGAAAAGCCGUACAGCUUCCUCUAUUCGGUGAAUGCGCUUUCCACGUGCUUGAGGGAGGAAGCGUCAGAGGCAUCUCCGAACAAAUCCUUCGUCGUGCAUAGUAUCCGUGUAUUGGUUGCGGCCUUAACGCGGCCCGCAAUGUCAGAGGCUCUCACAGAGUCUCCUGCGAAACUAUUGUUUGCGACCAGCCUUGUAGAGUGUCUUCUUCACGCUUUUCAAGUGAAACCAAUAGCGGAUGAGACGAACCUGAUUCCUGACUACUCGGCUUUGGCAAAGCAGUUGCUACAUCUGAUAGUGCUUGCCCACAAUCUACGUCCUGACCGUAUAUCGGAAGCCAAUGUUUACAAGCUCGUAUGCCACUCAUUCGCCAUCUUAAUGGAAGCGUCAGUUUUGGACUCAGACUUCUGGACCGUGGUGAAAGAACAAGCGCGCUUUGGCCAACUGCUGUCCUCACUCCUUCUGGAUGAGCCACGACAGCCAAUUCGGAAAGGAAUCUCAGAUAACAUUGCGGUGGAAUGCAGUCCGUCCGCGUUGUUGAAAAAAUCAGGAAAGCUGCAGGUCGACUCUGCUCAAGGGCCGGGUCAAAUGGAUCCUGAGCACUCUGUGAGGAUCGAUAUUCUCGCCACAAUUUGGGAGUCCUUUUUACAGAAUUUCCCCCAGACCGUGGACCAUGUUCAUCAAUGCCAGGAGUUUUUCGAGAUCGCACAUAGUGUGUUUCACUCUGUUGUUGAGAAGUCACCCAACGAUCAUGUAUUAAGCGAAUACCUCAAACAGUGGAGCGACAUUAUGUUGAGCCAUCAGACAGAAGAAUUCGUCGGGCGAGAGCCUAUUGACCAUUUGAUCUUUGGGUUCUGUCGUCUCCUCAAGUCGUGUCUGGAACUCGCAGAACAGGCCAACGUGAUAUUGGAUACAUUGUUAGUUUACCUGAAAACCCCAGUGCAACCAUCCAGAGAUGCUGAUGUCGUCUGCAGCGACUUGACUGAGAAACUGUUCGAUCGUUAUCUUUUCCCAGAUUUCUCGAGCCGAUCAUCUACCCUGAUCAGACCCAAGGUUCCCAUCAUGCACGGACAGACCCGUCAGGAACUCUACAGGAUUCUCACCCUGCUCUGCAAAUAUGAUCAGAAUUAUAUGGGCAUGGUCGAUUGCCUGGAAGAUAUUAUCCCACAAGACGAGACAUACUCGCCAUCUUGGUAUUUUGAUCGGUAUAAGAUGAUACGAUCUCCAGAAGGCUAUGCCGGCCUCAAGAACCUGUCGAAUACUUGCUAUCUGAACUCACUCCUGACACAACUUUUCAUGAAUGUCGGGUUUCGUGAUUUCUUGAUGAAACUUGAGCUUACGGACCCAGAGUCGUCUCAGAAACUGCUUUAUGAGACGAAGAAGCUCUUCGGCUAUAUGCAAGAGACAUGGCUCAAGAGCGUUGACCCCCAAGAUUUAGUUGAUUCUAUCAGAACCUACGACAACGAACCGGUCGACGUGACGAUACAAAUGGAUGUCGAUGAGUUCUAUAACUUGUUGUUUGACAGGUGGGAAGCGCAGAUCCUGGAUGCGGAAGACAAGAAGAAAUUCAGGUCUUUCUAUGGGGGCCAGUUGGUUCAACAGAUCAAGUCCAAAGAGUGCUCUCACAUAUCUGAGCGCCUUGAGCCGUUCUCUGCCAUUCAGUGCGACAUUAAAGGAAAAGCAAGCUUGGAGGAGAGCUUACAAGCUUACGUCGAAGGUGAAAUCAUGCAAGGAGCGUGCUUGAAGGAUGUCCCUGACAAUCUAAUCUUCCAUCUGAAACGCUUUGACUUCGACAUGGUCACUAUGAUGCGGAGCAAGAUCAAUGAUGAGUUCCAAUUUCCGGAGCGAAUUGACAUGACGCCAUUCAAAGUUGACUAUCUCUCCAAUCCCGAUGGACACGUGGAAGAAGAUAUCUUCGAGUUAGUCGGUGUCUUAGUUCAUACUGGCACUGCUGAGUCCGGCCAUUACUACUCGUAUAUCCGCGAGAGGCCGAGUACUGGAGGUAGGGGCUCAUGGGUUGAGUUCAAUGACUCGGACGUGACCAGGUUCGAUCAGACGAAGAUUGCAGACCAGUGUUUCGGUGGAUACAAUGAUUCCCCCAACAUGCAGGUCCGGUUCAACAAGGUCUGGAAUGCGUACAUGUUGUUCUACCAACGCGUCUCCAGCAUGGAGUCUGCGAAAGAAGCCUACCGUCCUACCGCAAACAACUUACCCGUCCACGUGCCACUGCCGGUGUCUCUUGCGAACCAUAUAACGUUGGAAAAUGAGGUUUUCAUUCGAACGUUCUGCCUCCUGGACCCCUACCACACCUUUUUUGUGCAAUUUAUUCUCUCCAGACUCCACGAAACAAAGCUCCAGGAGGCAGAGAGACCGAAAUUGGACCGGACUGUCAUUUUCAUCUCGUUGGACACUUUAGAGCAGUUGGUCGCGCGGACCAAGGACACUGUGGGCCUCGAUGCCAUCGUGGCCGAGCUCCUGAAGGCUAUAAAUGAACUCCCAAAGGCCGCCCACCGAGUCCUUCAAUGGAUCGUGGAGAAGCCAACUGGUCUUCGAAACCUGCUACUGAGAAGCCCGCAUGCGUCCAUCCGCAGCAGUGCGAUCAAAAUUUUCAUGUGCGCCUUGUCGAAACUACAAGAGCUUCGUGAAAACGCAGAGGAUGGGAGCUUGGAAAAAUCGAAAUGGGAGCGUCGGUAUUGGGAAGGAUUUGAGAAUGUCGUGGCUACACUUGAGAGUCUUUGGGCCACCAUCCAUACGUUCAGUCGCGCCUGGGAUGAUUACUUCGAGUUCCUACUCCUGCUUGCGAGCUUUGGAACAGAGGAAGCCGCGCUCGUCCUCAAGUACGGAUUCCUUCUGAAGUGUCUAGAGAUCAUAUGGCUAGACCGGGAAGACGCAAAGCGAUUGAAGCGUCAGUAUCUUGGCUAUUUCAGACUUAUUGAGAAGGGCCGGAGAUUCUCGCACAAGAAGCUCACAGAGCUACUGGCAGUUUUGUUAUCCUAUAUUGAUCUUACGGUCUCGCCGACGCCGGAUGAUAAGCGACACAGUCUGCCUAACGGCAAGUACACGCUUACGGCCUCUGAGGCUAGCCUCAUUCGUCCUCUGGGGAGAAGCGGAGAACUGGUUUUGUUGAAGAAAAUCCUUCAGCAAUACCACAGCCCCCAGGCCUGCAGGAGCCUGGUCGGCCAAUUGCUGGACGCAGAGCCAGAGGCUGGUUUUUCGGAGCCAAUUUGCAAGGUCCUGGAGGAUGGUCUCAGAGUUGCGCCUGCAGAACUGUGCUUCCCGUUCUUGGAAGCUACAUUGAUCUUCUGCCGCCGAAGCCCGGACAAGGAGCGGGUCGUAUCGUUGAUCGACUACGUUGCAAACGGGGUCGAGACUAUCAACGGCAGCGGAGGCAAAGAGCACCUGGCUUUCUUCACGGAACUCCUAUCAUGUCGGAAUAACCAACUGAGCCUUGAUGAGACUUGGUUCUUGAGUCGACUUGUGGAUCGGAUCCCUGACUGGGCUCCAACCUUGCUUUUAUUUCCGGAAGCCGCUGUCAGAAAAAUGACCACAGAGCUCUUACAGGGCAUUCUGUUCACAGGCGAAGCGGGCGAGAUGGGAGAAGACUGGCAACAGCGCCAUUCCGACAUCGCCAGGGAGCUUGUGCGAGCAAGCAUUGACAGGUUAAAGAAGGCGGUUCUCACUGCUCCCGGGGGCAGCGUGGAAACAAAGACCAUUGAAACGAUGAAGACUGUGAUCAAUCAUUGCCUUGCAUCAUACUUUGACGAGUCCGAGCAAGACCAGGAAUAUGUCCGACAGGCUCGUGCUGAGAUAGAGUCGAUCGAUGAACUGGCCGUUGACGUCCCAGAAGAGCUCGCUUCCGACUCUGAUGCUCCUUCUGCAGAAGAAUGGGAAGACAAUUCCAUGGCGAGCGACUCGGACGUUGGUGUGGCCGGCUCUCCAUAA